Messenger RNA from Oreochromis niloticus (Nile tilapia), 2757 nucleotides. RefSeq lists its product as uncharacterized. The record is from RefSeq and is a predicted model, not a curated record. Gene Ontology annotation, molecular function: GTP binding. Lineage: Eukaryota; Metazoa; Chordata; Actinopteri; Cichliformes; Cichlidae. The transcript has 2 exons. Bases 356 to 2107 code for a protein of 583 amino acids.
UUGUGCUCAUCGCUGGUUUGUCUGUGCAUUUCCCUGCGUUUUUCUGUGUGGGUUCCCCGAGUCUCCCCGCAGCUCCCUUUCAAGUCUGUUGUUGUUAGUUGUCUCCAGUUUAGGUUAUCCUCAGGUUCUGUUUCAUGCCCACUGCGUUUCUGCGUUUUUAUUUCACCUCCCUAAUAAAACUCCCUUGCAUCUGAAAGCUGCCUGCAUUUUGGGUCCUUCAUUAAAUUCCACACUGCUUGCCCCACGAGCCGUGUCAAUAACUUUCUUAUUUGUUGCAGACUGGAGACAGCUGGGAUCAACUGGCCAUUCAAGAAGAACGAUUACCAGGCUGCUGAACACUGCCUACUGCAGCCCUAUGCAGUGUCUAAGAACUCGUCCACAAACUCUAUCCGGUCCAGUGACUUUGUUGGGUUUGAUGUGGCUCAGGGGUCGCUUCAUUUCGUGGGUCCCUGUCACCAAUGCAGAUGAUGGUACUGCCAAUGGAAAGAAACCUUCUCUUUUAAGCAAUGGCAUAUCAUGGUUUUUUAGAAAUUCUUCCAAGUACACAAAUAUCAUCUCCAACAGUGAUCUGAAAUCUGAAGGACCUCCUGCUGUCUACCAACUGAGACCAAAGGAAGAGCAGUUUGGGACUCUGACAAAAAUGACUUUUGGGAAAAAAAAUCCAAACAAGCCAAAUAAAACCAUCUUACUUGUGGGGGAAACGGGAGCAGGAAAAUCUACCUUGAUCAAUGCUCUAGUCAACUUCACUAUGGGGGUAGAGUUUGAGGAUGAAGUUUGGUUUCAGAUUGUAGAGGAGGAGAAGAGAAGUCAGACAGAAAGUCAGACAUCAGAUGUGAUUGUGUAUGAGAUCUUUGGUUUUGAAGAUAAAACUCUGCCCUACUCUCUGACCAUCAUUGAUACUCCUGGAUAUGGAGACACCAGAGGUGCUGAAAUGGAUGAUAACAUCAGUGAAAGACUAUUGGACAUGUUUCAAUUACAAGAUGGAGUUCACGAAGUUCAUGCUGUGGGUCUGGUGAUGAAGGCUAGUGAAAAUCGACUGAGUGACAGACAGAGGUACAUCUUUGACUCAGUGAUGUCUCUGUUUGGAAAAGAUCUGGAGAAGAACAUUGUUGCUCUCAUCACACACUCAGAUGGAGUAACACCUGAAAAUGCUCUCAAAGCUCUCGAAAUUGCAGAAAUUAAAUGUCCAAGAAAUGAAAAUAAUGAGCCUGUUCACUUCCUGUUUAAUAACCAACAGAUCAUAGAGAGAACAGAAAAAAAUGAAUUUUGUUUGGAGACAGCAUGGAGAAUAACAGAGAGAGGAAUGAAUGAGUUCACAGCUUUUCUAGAAAAAACUGUACCUGAAAAGUUGUUGGUAACAACUGAAGUGUUGCGUGAACGCUCCAGACUGAAAGCCUGCAUACAAAACUUGAAAGAGAGAAUAAAGUUUAUUGAAAUCAAGCAAACAGAAAUCAGACAGAAUCAAGAAGUGUUAGCGAAACAUAAAGAAGAGAUGCAAAACAAUGAGAAAUUCACUUUCGAAGCUCUGGAGUCUUACAAAGACAAAGAAUAUAUAGGAUCUGGGUGGUGGGGCUUAGGGUUUUAUAAAGGUACUGUCUGCUGCACAACCUGUGAGGAGAACUGUCACUUGAAUUGCAGAAUGGCCUGGUAUCCUGGGCACUGUGAUGUCAUGAAAGGAGGCUACUGCACUUCUUGCACCAGGAAGUGUCCUGCAUCAGAUCAUGUGAAAGGAAAGUGGAAAUAUGUGCAGAAAACAAGGAAAGUCUGGAAGACAUCAGAAGACAUGAAAAAGAAGUAUGAAAAAAAUAAGUCUGAAGGUCAAAAGCAGCUAAGCCUUCUGGAACACCUUCAAGGGGAAAUGAGCCAACUGACAGCAGAGAAGUCACAGUUACUUGGUGAGUCCUACCAAUGUCUUGUCACCCUGGAGCAGAUCGCUCUGAAAGCUGAUUCAGCAUCCACUUUCGUCCACUUGGACUUUCUCAUUGAUAAGAUGGAUGCGGAACAAAACACAGAGAAAGUCCAGAAACUGAAGGAGAUGAGAAAGAGAGUGGGUGAAGGAACCAGAGCAGGGUCACAGUAUAUAUUGGGAAAAAAACUAGAGAAGUGAAAAAGUGGGGUUAGGGGUAAGAAUGGAUGACAGAGCCUUUGUCCAGACAGAGACAGGAGAGGCAGUGCUCAUCCCCCAAACAAGUUGCCCUAUCUGACCCCGGAAAAAGUUUUGGGAAAGGUUCUUCCCACUGUAAUCCACUCCGAGGUGCUCGUCUUCCUCUGAUUAGCCGUGUGUUUUUUGUUUUGUUUUAAAUAAGGUAUGUAUUUUAUAAGUGUCUAUGUUAUGAUUUUACUGUGAAAAAAAUUAUGUAAUAAUGAAACAAAUAAAAUUAAUUAAAAUCAAUUCAGUUUUAUUUAUACACCGCCAAACAGUUGAUUCGAGGCGCUUCAUAUUGUAAGAUAGACCUACAAUAAUACAUAUAGAGAAAAGGGGUUAGGGUUGUGAGAUAGAAUGCAAUAACCCUCCCCACCUCGUCUGGCAACUAGGUGGUUGGAUAGAGGGUCAGUGGAGAUGCACGGGCUGCUGCACGUCAUGCCUAGCUCCCCAUUCCCCUACCUUGUCUCACUUCCCCUUCCGUCCCUGGAGGAUGACAGUUUAGCCCCCAGGAGACCCCGAGACAGCAACCUCAGUCAAUCCCCAUUGUAUGAAACCCUACAUUUUGUGUUUUAGGUCUGGUGUUUUGAGUGCUUUAUGUAUUCAAUUGUCUG